AUGAAAGCUCUUCGUAAAUUAUCGCAUUUCCUCAAUCUAUAUUUCAUCUGUUCCACUUUUGUGACCUUGCCUUCAGCGGCCUCUUCGACAUGGGAGCACGUAGGGGGAGGACCCGGUGGGUUGGAGAUGAAAAAUCUAUCCGCACAUUCCGUACAACAUUCGUCAGCGAGGGAAAAGCACGCGUCCUGGCAGCCAAAACGCGAGGAUACCGUCGCAAUGGGACAAGAUAAAUCACCGACACUCGAUGGUCGAAGGCAAUCCCAACGGCAACGUCCUAAACUCGACUCCGACGAGGAUGGAGACGACGAUGUCCGAUUCGGUUCGGUUGCGGCUCGCAGCAGGACAACUUUUAAUCCGCUUCGACGCGAGGAGCACGAAGGACGCUGGCAAACGCAGGUCACCACGACGUCACCCCGCUCGGUCGAUAAAUCCGAAAACAAUCAACCGGAAAUGAAACUUUCCCGUCGCCAUUGGAAUACCCGCCGGUUGAACGAUGACGUUGAUGACGACGAUGACGUUGUCGACGCGGCGAAGGAUGAUUACUACGACACGCCGACGGUCGAGGGCGGCACCAGCGAAGGUGAUAAUUAUGAGGAUGACAAAAUAAUCAAUUCGGGAUCGUUGGACAACUUUUUCGAUAUGAAGUCGUCGUCCGCUUCGCCGUCAUCGUUAUCGUCGUUGUUGCCGGGAGCAGCAGGUGUCGGUUCGGAACAUCGAAGGGGUGAUUUUAAAAACGGUGCGUCAAAGCCGGAUCUCUUCGGAAAGGACUCGCAGGAUAUUGAGGAAGAAGACGACGACGCGAACGAGGGUGACGAUGAGGACGAGGACGAUGAGGACGAGGACGAUGAGGACCGCGAGGAGGACUACGGGGAAGCGUCCUACGGUGAGGAUAUCCUUCCGCCGAGUGAAGCGUUCGGAAGCUUCGGUGGACGGACGGAUGAUGGGCUGAAGGUGGAGGAAGCGCCGUACUUCCUGGUUGAGCCCCAGAGCACUCACGUCAUCCGAAGCAAACCGGCCGUCCUGAAGUGCAAAGCUGCUAACACGCUGCAGAUUCAUUUCAAGUGCAGUGGCAGCAUAAAGCCACCUCCGUCGAUCGAGGAGUCGCACGUGGAUCCGCACAGUGGCGUCCACUUUCAGGAGGUGACGGCCACGAUCUCGCGCGACCUGGUGUUCGAGUACUUCGGGAAGCAACCGUUCAAGUGCGAGUGCCACGCCUGGUCUCCGCGCGGGAAAGCCGUAAGUCAGCCGGCUUCGAUCGUCGUUGCGUAUUUGAAGAAACAUUUCGAGCUCCCGGAGACGCACAUCCGGGCCGAAGCUGGAGAAAAACUGGAAAUCAAAUGCAUCGCUCCGAAGGGCUAUCCGAAACCCCAGAUAACGUGGCUGAAGAACAACUUUACCAUCACGUCCAGUCCGCUGCUGACAUUCACGACCGAGGGCAACAUUGUGAUAACCAGCGUGAACCUGCAGGACAUCGGGAACUAUACAUGCGUCGCGGAAAACAUCGCUGGCAAGAGGACUUCGGAAUCGAUUGAACUAAUCGUCUAUGUGAACGGAGGUUGGAGUCAAUGGAGCGCCUGGCUAGAAUGUCGAUGUCCGGGAAAACCGGCCCAGGGAAGGAAGCGAACGCGGACCUGCAGCGAUCCCAUUCCGCUCUACGGAGGGGCACCCUGCGUCGGUCCGAAUCAGCAAAAGACGGCAGAUUGUGUAACCUGUCCAGAAGACACACAAAUUAUCACCCCUAACGGAUUUGAGGAUAACACAUUUGUGCGCCGUUGGUCCGCCUGGUCAGCGUGGAGUUCGUGUACGAACAAAUGCACCCAGUCCAGGAGACGUGUUUGCCGCACGCAGACGGUGGACUACUACGAUAAAGCGCUCGUGAAGCGCCAUCAACAGUUGGCCGCCCUGAUGGAGGACCACGACGAGCAGGAGAGCAGCGCCUACGGAUGCCACGGCAAGGACCUGCAGACCAUCGUUUGCCGCGGCGGUGAAUGCAAAAUUGAUGACACAGCAUCCGAUUGGAUUUUCUACCUCGGACUUGGCUUCAUCGUGACGCUCUGUCUGACAUUCCUGGUCUUCAUGCUGCACAUGAGACACCGUCAAAAGCUGCCCACGUACUCAAUCACGCGAACGUCCCCCGACCAGCACACCUACACCCACGAGUUCCAGAAGAAGCUGACCAUAUCCUCCAACCCACCGGACAUCAACAUUCGCGUCAAUGGGUACGAGUACUCGAACGGCAGCACGAUGGAGGCGCCAAAGAUUCCGAGCCAAAGCGUUCCACUGCUUCUGACGAGAUCCGUCUCCGAGCACCACUACGAUGAGCCGCAGUUCAACUCAGGUCAAACGAUCCCGAUGACCAAAAAGGAUGAUGGAAACAACGUUUACAUCCAACAGAAGGCAUCCAGCGUAUCGGCUUCUCCACAUCAUCAUCUUUACCAUCAGUAUCAUUCGCUCGAGGCGAGCCAUCAUCUUCAGCAUCGGAUGGCGUCGUCACCGUCGGCAUCACCUGCUGUCAGUCAAUCUCAAAAGGGUCAGUAUCGUAGUACUGAGUCGUUAUCCGCCACGUCCAUCACCGAUACGUCGAACUCAACGUACGCCAUCGCAACCACCGACUCGCUGGAGACGUGCAGCUCGUCGGAGGCCAUGUACAAAUCCACGUCCGCCCGGCAAGUUGUCACCUCCGACGGUGGUUGGCUCGAGCUGGAGCACCUGCAGACGUCCCUGUCCAUCCCGGAGGGAGCGUUGCCUGCGUCGCUCAAAAUCAACGUGUUCCUGGCCGUUAUGUACGACUCGAAGGAUACAAUUCUGGUCGAGAAUCAGGUGACCCACAUCAGCCCAACAGUUGUUUGUGGGCCAGCGAAGAGUAACUUCACGAAACCGCUCAUCCUGCGGGUGCCACACUGUGCCGAGGACAUUGCCAGCUGGAAGGUGUCUUUGUUCUACAAGGAGGAGGUCACGAACUGCUGGAAGAAGAUCGCCUCGUCCGAGAACGACGUGCCGAGUCCGCAGGCCUACAUCCAGCUCGACCAGCACAACGCGUACAUUAUGACGCGCAAACUCGGCAAGUACAGUCUGGGUGGGGAAAGUCUUGCCCCGGAGGUCGGCGUUACCAAACGGUUGAAGGUUGUGAUGUUCGGGCCGGCGAGAAAACCGGACGCGGACUUUAACAUCCGUGCGUACGUGCUGGAGGACUACCCGAGCGCACUCGAGCACUGCACCGGGAUCGAGGGUCGCCUGGGCUACUUCCAGAUUGGCCAGAGCUCGCCGUUCCACUUCGCGAACAGCAAGGAAGCGAUGACACUGCGCAUCAACUGCUCCGGUGGUUGGACAACGGACGCGGAAUGUGCCGUGCAGACCAUCCCCUUCAAUCACAUCUGGAAGAACAUGUCGAUCCUGCACUGCGAGUUCUUGCUGCGCAAGCUGGUUAACGAGAUGCCGUGCCUUCGGCUGGAGCUGUCCGCCGAGCAGGACAACGGGGCGAAAGUGCUCGUCACCUCCGUGGCAUUCUCGUGA
Messenger RNA from Anopheles coustani, 3513 nucleotides. RefSeq names its product netrin receptor unc-5-like. Gene Ontology annotation, molecular function: netrin receptor activity. NCBI's taxonomy places the organism in Eukaryota, Metazoa, Arthropoda, Insecta, Diptera, Culicidae. The record is from RefSeq and is a predicted model, not a curated record. Gene Ontology annotation, cellular component: membrane. Bases 1 to 3513 code for a protein of 1170 amino acids. The transcript is spliced from 10 exons. Gene Ontology annotation, biological process: motor neuron axon guidance; netrin-activated signaling pathway.